Clavispora lusitaniae ATCC 42720 is the source of this 381-nucleotide messenger RNA. RefSeq names its product sulfiredoxin (gene SRX1). Gene Ontology annotation, cellular component: cytoplasm. Gene Ontology annotation, molecular function: sulfiredoxin activity. The record is from RefSeq and is a predicted model, not a curated record. Gene Ontology annotation, biological process: cellular response to oxidative stress. NCBI's taxonomy places the organism in Eukaryota, Fungi, Ascomycota, Pichiomycetes, Serinales, Metschnikowiaceae.
AUGUCACUCCAGUCCUCCAACUUGAAAGAGCAAUACGUUCCCUUGAGCCAGAUCAGAAGACCGAUCCCACCGGUUCUAGACCAACAGAAAAUCGAUGCUAUGGUCUCCACGUUGAAAGGAACGCCAACGGCGUCUGCCACAUGCUCUCUUGAAAAUAUAACGGCGGGAGAACUUCCGCCAGUGGACGUUUUUCUUGUGCGAGAGCAGGGAAAAAGCUUCUACUUUGCUUUUGGCGGAUGCCAUCGUUUCCAGGCCUACGACAAGCUUUCUCAGGAGGGAGAGGAGCCCAUGGUGAAGGCCCGGAUCUUACCUGCGACACGAGACACUUUGCGGGUGUACUUGGGUGCGUCGGUGGACGAGAUGUUUGGAAAGAAUGAAUGA